This is a messenger RNA of Pogona vitticeps (central bearded dragon), 591 nucleotides long. NCBI's taxonomy places the organism in Eukaryota, Metazoa, Chordata, Lepidosauria, Squamata, Agamidae. The record is from RefSeq and is a predicted model, not a curated record.
CCUUUUUUUGGUUUAUUUGGACAGUCAUCUUCUCAGCUGCCCAGUUAAAUCCAGCCGUGGGGGGAAACGCGGUGUUCACCUGCAACGUAUCCAACAUGCGUACUUCAAAAUACUCCAUUUUCUGGUACAAGAUGGGUGAGGACAACCAGCCGAAGAAACUGGACAGCAGCAAUGGGAAGAAAUAUCUCCAAACUGAAGUCGACCCGAAGACGUUCAAGAUGAACAUUCUAGAUUUAAAGAAGAACGAUAGUGGGGUUUAUUACUGUGGAUUGAUAUCCUUCUCGUCCAAUCAGACCCUGAUAGAAAGCAAGAAGAUUAACCUCACAGUGUCAGAAAAAAACCACGAUCCUGGACCUUCGGAAGAUCCAGGGGAGGAAGAGCGUCAGGAUGAAGAAGGUCACCAGAAGAUCCUCCUUCCUGUCGUUACAGGAUCUGGACUUCUUUUGGUGCUUGUAGGUUCCUGUGUCCUUCUCGCUUACCUCAUGAGGAGAAAGCAAGAGCACAGAAGCUCACAGGGUGAAAAUGCUCCCUUGGUAAGUCUCUUUUAGCUAAAUUCAGGGGCCCGCCACCCCCCCCCCCAAACGAAGAGGG